AUGUGUCUCGCGGCAAUCUCUCCAUCAUACGCGCCGCAGUUGAUGACCACGGCGACGGUAUUCGUGCAGAAUCGUGAAUCGAAUUGGAUUAAGUGCCGCGCGUUGAUGGAUACAUGCGCUACCGCGAGUUUCGUUUCUGAAGGUCUUGCGAAACGUUUAAGAAUCCCGAUAAGCGCGUGUACAAUGCCGAUCGGCGCAAUCAAUUCUAUGAGUACAACGUCUAAGGGCGUCAUUCGAAUUAUCGUCCGAUCAUUACAUAGCGAAUUCUCUAAGGAAUUAACGUGUUUAUUAAUUCCAACAAUAUCAGAUUUGGUUCCGUCAGAAAUUUUCCCUCGAGAAACUCUUAAAAUACCAUCUAACAUAAUAUUAGCCGAUCCAGAGUUUCACGUGCCGCGUCCCGUGGAUAUACUAAUCGGCUCCGGGCCAACAUUGUCCUUAUUUUCGAUAGGUCAAAUUAAUUUAUCGCGAGACGGUUUUGAUCUAUAUUUGCAGAAAACGAGAUUUGGUUGGAUUGUCGCAGGGGGGGGCGCUUCACAGAGUCGGUUAAAAACCACCACGUGCGCAUUGAUCAACUUAGAACAACAAAUCGCUAAUUUUUGGACGAUUGAAGAAAUAGCAAAUAACAUGCCAAGAUCCGUCGAAGAAAUCGAUUGCGAAACACAUUUUACAGAUAAUGUCAUUCGUUGUAACGACGGACGAUACAUGGUACGAUUACCUUUCCGUAAAGGUGACGAACGACUCGGUGAAUCGCGUACUGCUGCUCUCAAACGCUUAUAUUCUCUCGAACGUAAACUCGCUUCCGAUUCGUAUCUGAAAACGGCUUAUUCACAAGUAAUACAAGAGUAUUUAGACAUGAAACACAUGUCCCUAAUCGACGAACCAUUUGACGACGGGUUUUAUAUGCCGCAUCACGCGGUGAUUAAAAAUUCGAGUAAUACGACCAAAGUUCGCGUAGUAUUCGAUGCGUCCGCUAAAGCAAGCAAUGGUUUAUCUCUAAAUAACAUGUUGAUGGUAGGACCCACUAUACAAGAUCCGUUGUUUGCGCAUUUACUCCGUUUUCGUAUAUAUAAAUACGUGUUAUCCGCCGAUAUAGAGAAAAUGUACCGGCAAGUGUUGGUUCAUCAAGACGAUCGAAUAUACCAGCGUAUACUUUGGCGUCAAGACGGUCAAAUUAAAACUUUCCAACUUAACACACUUACGUUCGGGGUAUCUUCAUCGCCUUACCUCGCGAUACGCACGAUUCAAAGACUCGCCGAUGACGAGCAUGACGAGUUUCCUAAUGCUGCGGAAGUUCUUAAAAAUCAUCUUUACGUUGACGAUUUAUUAACCGGCGCGGAGACUGUCGAAGAAGCUCGCUCGUUGCGAAACGAGAUAAUCAUACUAUUGUCUCGUGGCGGCUUCAACAUCCGACAAUGGGCCUCAAACGAGAAACGUAUUAUCGAAGAUUUAAGUCCCGAUGCCAUGAAUGCCAAUCUUGUACUCGACAAGACAAACGCUUUAAAAACGUUAGGUAUAUCGUGGUCUGCGCGCGCUGACAUGCUACACUACGCGGUCCGUUCUAUUGAUCGCAGCGGAAAAAUCACGAAACGAAUCGUCAUGUCAGAAAUUGCUAGGAUAUUCGAUCCCCUAGGCAUUUUAGGUCCAGUCAUCCUGUAUGCAAAAAAACUAAUGCAAGACUUAUGGCGAUGUAAGGUAGAUUGGGAUGAAUCUAUUCCCGCUAGCAUGCAUUGCGCUUGGGUCGAAUUCGCGGCACAAUUAAACUUGAUUAACCAGUUAUCUAUCCAUCGUCAGAUAUUAAUCCCUAACUAUAUUGACGUUCAGAUUCACGGAUUUUGCGACGCGAGCAAUACAGGCUACGGUGCUUGUUUAUAUCUUCGUUCGAAUGAUGGAGAUAACACGCAUUGUCAUCUUUUAUGCGCUAAGUCGCGGGUCGCGCCGCUAAAAACCGUAACAACGCCCCGUCUCGAGUUGUGCGGUGCACUUCUUUUAUCCAAAUUGUAUAACGAGGCCCGUAGCAUGAUAAAAUUAAACUUCAGCAAGGUAUUCAUGUGGAGCGAUUCGACUAUAGUAUUACAUUGGCUGAAGACUUCGCCUCAUCUUUUAAAACCCUAUGUUUCUCAUAGAGUAGCGCAGAUACAAGAAAUCACACAGCCAUUGUUUUGGCGACAUGUUAGUACAAAGGAUAAUCCGGCCGACGCGCUGUCGAGAGGUCAAUUACCGAAAGAUUUUUUAAAUAAUCUGUCAUGGUUCUCAGGACCGUCAUGGUUAAUGAAAUCUGAAAGCGAAUGGCCUAAUAACUGCAUAGACUUGAACGAGUUGCCGGAAUUAAGAAAAAACGUUUGUUUGACGACCAACGUUCCCGACUAUAGUAUUUUUCAACGAUAUUCGUCGUAUUCGAGAUUGCUGCGAAUCAUGGCGUCGUGCCUGCGUUUUCGUCCGAAAAAUAUUUAUCGUGGACCAUUAUGUAUAAAAGAGUUAGAUGAAACAGAAAUCAGAAUAAUAAAGAUUAUCCAAUCUCAUAGCUUUUCGUGUGAAGCGAAGGAAUUAACACAUGGACGGUCGGUAAAUAAAACCAAUAUAGCUGCGUUGAAUCCAUUCCUCGACGAAAAUGGCUUGAUCCGUGUCGGCGGACGGUUAAAGGAGUCGAAAUUAGCUCACGCACAGAAACAUCCAAUUUUGAUUCCGAGUCGACAUUUUCUCACUGAUCUCAUUAUUAGAGAAACGCAUGAAAAACAUUUUCACACCGGCAUUCAAACGACGUUGUAUAUGAUUCGGCAGAAGUUUUGGCUGCUUGACGGACGUAAUCAGGUGCGCAAGAUCGUACGAUCAUUAAAGACUGUGCAUUUGGAAGUGGUGAGCGAUCUCACCACCGACGGAUUCUUAGCCGCCUUACGACGUUUUGUAUCAAGACGCGGCGUUCCAACACAUAUUCACUCCGAUAACGGAACCAAUUUUGUCGGAGCCAACAAUAGGUUGAAGGAAUUAUACAGCCUCUUCAAUUCUGAAGAACAUAAAAAUAAAAUUAAUCAAUUUUCGUUGGAACACCGCGUCACGUGGCAUUUUAUACCUCCCAUUGCUCCACAUUUCGGUGGACUAUGGGAAUCCACCGUAAAAAUAUUCAAACACCAUUUUAAACGCGUGGUUGGUGAUCUUUUAUUCACGUUUGAAGAAUUUAAUACUUUUGUCGUAGAAAUCGAAGGAAUAUUAAAUUCGCGCCCUAUUUCCUAUUUGUCCUCAGAUCCUAAUGAUCUCUUAGCCCUUACACCUGCGCAUUUCUUGAUCGGUAAACCAUUGAAUAAUCUACCUGAGCUCGAUCUCUCAUCUGUCCCAGCAAACCGCCUAUCAGCCUGGCAACAUAUCAGAAAGGUACGACAAGAUUUCUGGGCACGAUGGAGCUUAGAAUACCUCAAUGAGCUACAAGUCCGACAUAAAUGGAUCAAGGAUGGAGAAAACAUCACUACUGGAAUGGUCGUGCUCGUCAAGGACAAGGGCCUUCCUUGUCUGCAAUGGGCACUGGGCAAGGUUCUAGAAACUCAUCCCGGCGAAGACGGAAUCCCACGAACCGUGACCAUCAAAACUCGCACUGGAGUAAUGAAGCGUUCAGUGAAGUGUCUAAGUCCACUUCCGAUCGAACAAUAG
Molecule: messenger RNA, 3639 nt
Organism: Cyphomyrmex costatus
Lineage: Eukaryota; Metazoa; Arthropoda; Insecta; Hymenoptera; Formicidae
Exons: 2
Coding region: 1-3639 (1212 amino acids)
Biological process (GO): DNA integration
Molecular function (GO): nucleic acid binding
Source: RefSeq, a predicted model, not a curated record